This is a messenger RNA of Arctia plantaginis, 1071 nucleotides long. Lineage: Eukaryota; Metazoa; Arthropoda; Insecta; Lepidoptera; Erebidae. The record is from the annotation of a GenBank genome assembly.
AUGCAGUUAAAGGAUGUUGAUAAUGAUGACUGUUUGUACCAGCUUCUGCUGUAUUUAGUGAUCAAGAUGGGCUGCAAUUGUGACUACGUGACCACAGGCGUAGCGGGCCUGGAUCCUCAUUAUGACAACUGCAUUUCGACGUGGAGUGAAUUGCAUCCGGGAAAGGAAUACCCUAAAAACUCCGAUGGCAGUAUAAGACUGUUGAACGAGCACCUACAGGGUUUAGAAGUAGACAUUCUGUAUCAUUUGGGCCUGGAUACACAAAGCUACGAUCUACCAGCCAUGUUUGGCGAUGUUAAAUUCGUAUGCAUUGGUGGUACUAAAUAUCGGAUGCGAGAAUUCGCAGAGUAUAUAGCCAAAGAAUUAGACUUGCCGUGUAAGGGCAGUAAACUGGUCAACCUCACAAAACAUUCGCAAAGAUACGCUAUGUACAAGGUUGGACCUGUGCUGUCUGUUAGCCAUGGCAUCGGUAUUCCUUCAAUGACGACUCUUCUGCAGGAGGUGAUGAAGCUAAUUUCAUAUGCGAAAAUGAAAGAUCCAAUUAUCUUCAGGAUCGGUACCAGUGGGGGCGUUAGUAUCCCCGCGGGAUCUGUGGUGGUUUCAUCUUUUGGUCUCAGCGGGAUGUUAGAGAAGACUUAUUCUAUUCCGGUACUCGGCAAGAUGCGCAGCAUUCCGGCUAAACUCGAUUCACGACUCUGCCAGGAAGUGCACUCGCUGGCUUCAGACAAGGACGACUUUCGGACAUAUAUUGGAGGCACCAUGGCUGCCGAUGACUUUUAUAGAGGUCAAGCGCGACUAGACGGACCAUUCUGCGAUUACACAGAAGCCGAUAAAAUGGAAUUCUUAAACACCCUCUGUAAGUUAGGUGUAAGAAACAUUGAGAUGGAGGCGACGGCGUUCUCGGCGUUUACUAGAGAAGCAGGAAUUAGGGCUAGUAUUGUGUGUGUCACGUUUUUGGAUAGACUAUUGGGUGACCAGGUGACACCAAGCAAAGCAACAAUGAUGGAUUGGCAGAAAAGACCGAUGAUUGUGGUCGGCAGAUACAUUAAAGAGUACAUUAAUAAACAAUAA